Molecule: messenger RNA, 2551 nt
Organism: Hippoglossus stenolepis (Pacific halibut)
Lineage: Eukaryota; Metazoa; Chordata; Actinopteri; Pleuronectiformes; Pleuronectidae
Gene: mettl25b
Product: methyltransferase like 25B
Exons: 8
Coding region: 198-1928 (576 amino acids)
Biological process (GO): rRNA modification
Molecular function (GO): rRNA (adenine-N6,N6-)-dimethyltransferase activity
Source: RefSeq, a predicted model, not a curated record
AAGAAUUUACGUGACGUACCCGGAUGUACCCCGACACAUGCGGAAGUAACCGUUAGCUUCGGUGGCUAAAAGCUAAACGCAACGACCAUUUGUGGAAUUAAAAUCCAAACACUCGACAUGUUUCAGCAGCGCUUAGUGUCACCGGGAGAUUUAACCUCGCGCUGAAAGUAGCGUUAGCUCGUCUCUUUAGCGUUCUCAUGUUAGCCGAGGCGUCAGCAGCAGAAGAUGCGGGGACGUUCACACCGAGUUUGUCCCCAGAUCAGCAGCGAGAGCUGGCGAAGAAGAUCACCGCGUUUCUGUCUCAGUACAGACACCUGUCCGACACGUACAGGAUUGAGUUCUUCACUGAGGAUCUCUGGAGCACAUUACCCAGCAGCUGGCAGGCCGCGCUGCAGGACCUGUCCUAUCCACAGGUCGCUGACCUUUUACUGGACGUGACACAUGGAGACAGGAGUUAUCCUACCGUGUGGCCCCUGUCGCUGUUGGCUUUCCGUGCCACCGCUCAUGCUCUGGCGUUUCCCAGAGAGUGCAGGCAGGAGCGAGGCAGCUCGGUCAAACCCGAGGAGCGCCAGAAGAACCAGAGUCAGCGCUCGUUGCUGGACCACAUCUUCAGGAAGCACGUCAAGCCCAAGAAGCAGUAUGAGAUCGACAAGCUGGGCACGCUGGUGAAACAACUGUGUGGCCUGACCGACUGCAGCAGAGUGGUGGAUGUCGGCUCUGGACAGGGUCAUCUGACUCGUUUCCUCUCCUUUGGACUCGGGUUGUCGGUGACCGCCAUCGAGGCUGAUCGGGCCCUGGUCGCCAUGGCGUCCAAGUUUGAUGAACAGCUGCUCUUGGCGUUGGAGAAGCAGAAAAAGAACGUCUUGUCUCAGCUUCCAGCACCACAGUCCCCUCCCCGCCACGUGGCCGGAUGGGUUAACCCCAAGGAAUCAUGGGAGCUUUUCAUUAAGCAACUGAGUACAGCAGAGUGUUUCAGCGAAGAUCCUCCAACUCCAUGUGGACCCAGCAAAAAGCGACUGCGGGGAUCGGAGCAACAUCAGGGGCGUUCCCAUGACUCCACAGACUCUCAGGACUUUGAGUCGCCAUCAGAACUCCAGCCAAGCAAGAAUGAGCCUGGAGAGCAGUCCGGUCCUGAGAACUGCUGCCCAUGCGUCCAGCCUGUCUGUCAGGAGGAGCUUUGUCCUAAAGAAAACCGCCUGCGGGAUUAUCCAGACUUUAUCCUGACCGGUCUCCAUGCCUGUGGGGACCUCAGCGCCACCCUCCUCCGCCACUUUGUCAGCUGCCCGUAUGUUCGUGGCAUCACCUCCGUGGCGUGUUGCUACAUGAAAAUCACCACUGAAGAGAACCCCAACCAUCCGGGACUGGUUGAACCACCCACUCCACCGACGCUGGGUCGGGAAUCAGGUCCCUCGGAGUUCGGUUACCCUAUGAGCUCCUGGGUGCGGGGGUUGUCGGGACAUCAGCUGUCCUAUCAGGCGCGAGAGGGGGCGUGUCACGCCGUGGAGGACUACGUGCUGAGGCUCAGGGAGGAGGGCGAGCAGCUGAGGAUACACUGUUACCGGGCGAUGCUGGAGACGUUCAUCAGGGACAAGAGGCCGGAUCUACGUCGAGCAGGAAUCCAAACUAUAAAGAAAGCUCACUUAUUACCAUUUACAGAGUACGCCCAGCUGGGUCUGGCUCGGGUCAGCCUGCCGCCCGAGUUACCCCUGGACCCGGAGCGGGUGGAGACCAUGCUGAAGCAGCAGGGCAGGGUGGUGGUGUACUCCAGCUUGGCGCUGCUGCUGGCUCCGGUGGUGGAGACGCUGGUGCUGCUGGACAGGAUCAUCUACCUGCAGGAGAACGGUGUGGACAGUCAGCUGGUCGCUCUGUUCCACCCAAACUUCUCUCCCAGGAACCUUGUGCUGGUGGCUCUGAAGCACCGUGAAUGAAAGAUGAAAAAAGUCAAGUUCUCCUUUAGGUUUUUUAUUUUAUUUUACAGAUAUUAAAUAAUGGCUCUUUUUGGGUGGCACUGUCUCAGCUGCCGACACAUUUUUACCGUGGAGCCGUUCAGAUGUUCAGCUUCGAAGGAACAUGCUGGAAAUCUGAAGAACUUGAAUGUUGGACACACAAUGAACGUGGACUGUGCUGAAUCCAUGCAGGAGCUUUUAGACCUUUAGAUGUGGUUUUAUUCACAUCACGUCAGCCUGAUCAUCACGUUUUCUCCACCACAGAACAGAAGCAGGUGUGUGUUUGGAUCUUGUGGCAUGGUUUAGUUUGUGCCUCUAUGAAAAUGUGUCUUUUUGCUUGUUUUUAUGUUAUUGUAUUUUUUUAUUCCAUUACCGCCGUCCUUUAAAGCCGUGCUGGAGAAUCGUGUUCUGUGCUUUACUGGACGUGGACCACAAAGCAAUUAACAAAACAUGUGCUUUUAAUUUCAGGCACAGCAGCAUGACAACUGUGUGUAAAUGAAAACAGACAAAACUCUUUCACGUUUUCCUUUGUUUCAGUUUGUGGUGAAAACAGUUGGAGAUGAAGCUGUUGUGUUUACAAAUGUGAAUAAAAGUCCAGUAUUGUC